Fusarium keratoplasticum is the source of this 822-nucleotide messenger RNA. RefSeq lists its product as uncharacterized. NCBI's taxonomy places the organism in Eukaryota, Fungi, Ascomycota, Sordariomycetes, Hypocreales, Nectriaceae. The record is from RefSeq and is a predicted model, not a curated record. Bases 1 to 822 code for a protein of 273 amino acids. The transcript has 2 exons.
AUGCCCAAGGCACAGAAAACACCCUGGCUCGGUUAUUGGGAACCUACCCCACAGAACCAAGUCAUCAUCUCACGGGCUGAUCGAGCCACAAGCAUCUACGAUCGCGACGUCGCAUUUCGUCAGUCUCAGAGAGAUGCCUUGAUCAUCGCCCCUCGGGAAGGCUAUCAGCAGAGAAGCCAGAAACGGGGAGCAGAUUUCGACGAUGACUCUGAGGGUGAGACCUUCCACACUCCGAAGGCGAGAUGCAUGCCGCUCGACGAUGAGGACAUAUCGAUCGAAAGUAGCGACAUGGUAGCACAGGACUCAGGAGACGAAACUGAGCAUCAACAUGCGAACGAGACCCCUGCUUCACUGGCCGUUCCAAGCAAUGGACAGUUUCUAGAUAUUCAGGAACGCCUAGCUACUAUGGAGGACAAGGUGCAGUCUCUCGACAAAACCACAGAGAAGCAUGUGGGCGACAUCAGCUACCUCCUCCCACGGAUGACGGAGUUGUCGAGUGUGGGUCAGGCGGUCAAGAAAAAGGUCGGCGUACUGGAGAAUUCGAUCGACACGACCAAUGACAACAUUUUGGGUCUGCUAGAGGGACUGCAGCAUUGCUCAGGAGUCGACCACGACAUGCUAUCACUCUUUCGGAGACUGAUUGAGCUCGUGGGAAAGACAGGGAGAGACUUGAAAACCACCAGAAAGGUCUUGGACGAGACACGAGCAGCACAGGCCGAGGACCGGGCAACCAUUUCCAGUCUCCAAAAGGAGCUUUCAGAGAUGAAGGGUGAAGGGAGCACUGGGCCAGAGAGCAUCAAGUCAGACAGCACCUGGACAUGA